This is a messenger RNA of Trichoderma asperellum CBS 433.97, 3094 nucleotides long. Lineage: Eukaryota; Fungi; Ascomycota; Sordariomycetes; Hypocreales; Hypocreaceae. The record is from RefSeq and is a predicted model, not a curated record.
CUGCUUCGUCGGGCACUCGAGCCACAUCCAGCUGCCAUUUGCCGCAUCCACGCUGCUCCGCGACUCAGGCGGGCAUUUUUCUCCAGGCCGCCAGCACCGAGCGCCGCCGUCGCCGCUUACAUACAUCGCCACACUUAGCUGUCUGUCGUCGACGAGCGCGUCGCCCCAGCAGCCUCUGCUUCCACGCCUAGAUUCGCACCUUUGCGCGGUUCGCGACCAGCCUGUACAGAACCUCGAAACUCUCCCGCUCUCCUGUUGGGAUAGGCUUCCCGUUUAGGGUUCCGCCUCGUCUUGCCCACGUCGGCCAGCCCUGUAGCGCUUUUCGCGUGGCGGCACCCAAGUGGCUGACCAGGGAAACCCUCUCUCUGGCUAUAAUUCUUCGCUUGGGGCCUUGAGUGCUCUUCGCAUCUUUGUAUAUUCUCAAUCCCGCCUCCCACCCAUCCACAUUCACAAUGAAUGCCCAACCCGGAAUGGCCAACAUGACGCCCAUGGGCGGCCCUGUUGGUGGCGCACCGAUGCCCAUGAUGAAUAAUAACGCUAUGAACCCCCAAAUGGCUGUUGCCGGCGCAGGGCGACAGAUGCAGGACCAGCGCAGCACGCUUAACACAUACAUUUACGAAUAUUUUCUCAGACAUCAGAUGUACGACUGUGCCCGCUCUCUGCUGGCCAGCGACCAACAGGUCAACGUUAACAAGGAAGCUGGUGGUCGUCGCGAAAACGGCAAUGCCAUGAACGGCGUCGACGAUCCCAUGGAUACUGAUUCGAAGGACGACGGCGACUCCAAAUUGCCAGACGAUCUGCCUCCUCCCAAGCUACCGAUGCCAGCUUCGGAUACAUCAUUCCUCUACGAGUGGUUUUGCGUGUUCUGGGAUAUCUACACUGCCCCACGCGCCAAAGCUGGGAAUCAUAUGGUGAACCAAUAUGUUCAGCACACUCAGCAACAGCGAAUGAAGCAGUCUCAGCAACAAGAGAUGCUGCGUCAAAUGCGCCCUGAAUUAUCGGCGCAACAGCAGUAUCAGGCUCAAUUUAUGAGAAACAUACAGAACAACAACAUGACCAUGGCUAUGAAGCAGCAGCAAAAUAACCUUGCUCGAGCUGCCAUGGCCAACAAUCAAAAUCCUCAAAUGCAGAUGCUUCAGGCAAAGCAGAAUCCAAUGCAAAGGGAUCCUUCCGGCAUGGACGCCAACCGUGAUCGGCCAUCGUCGCCUGCGUCGGGGGAAAAUGCGCCAUCUCCCUCAAAACGUCCACGAAUUGACGGCGCUCCUUUCAACGCUAACCAGCCUGGUGCCAUGAUCAACGGCGGUCGCCCUGGCCAAAACAUGCCUGGCCAACAGAUGGCUGUUGCCGGCAACGUCGCCAAUGCCCAGCAGGUACUGGCCGCCAACGGCAUCAACCCUAACCAGCUCAACCCCCAGCAGAUGCAAAACUUUGCCAACACGCCACCCGCAGCCCAACAAAAGUCUAUCGCAACCUACUCGCACAACCUCCAGCAGCAUCAUGGCAACCAAAUGGGCAAUAAGCAGAUGGCCGGCGUCGUGCCCCAGAAUCAGAGCUCACCCAUGAUGGCCCAGGGUGGCCCCGAUGGCAAUGCUCUCAAUGCCUUUUAUAACCCUAAUAUGGACGGCCCCAAUGCCAUGCGACCAGGAGGCCAAUCCCAGCCGACAGGCAGCAAUCAUGCUCUGCAGGACUACCAGAUGCAGCUGAUGCUGCUUGAGCAGCAGAACAAGAAACGCCUGAUGAUGGCUCGCCAGGAGCAGAGCGACAUGGGCGGAAUACCCAGGGAGAACCAGGCGGGAGCAGCCGGACCCAAUGGACAGCCUUUCCCAGACACAUCGCCGCAGGCCAUGAGAUCCGGCACUUCUCCCAACCCUGCUGAGCAGAUGAAGCGUGGCACUCCCCAGAUGAACAACUCUGGCAUCCCCUCACCUGUUCCCGAUGGCGGACAGUCCCGCGAGUCUCCCAACCCCGCCAUGAACUUCCUGGGCAACCAUGUUGAUGUCAGCAUGGCACCUCAUUUCUACAAGGGAGGAGCAGACGGGAACAUGGCCGCCGCACAGGCCCAAAUGAACGGCAUGCGGCCGCCCAGCUCACAUCCUGGCCAGCCGUUCAAUGGCCCGAUGAACGCACAGAUGAUGGCCGCUAGGCAGCAGGGCGUCCCAGGCAACCCCCAGCAAUGGCAGCAAGGCAUGAACGGCCAGAUGGUGCCGCAGCAGGGUAUGCCACAGCAGGGUCAGCCAGUCCAGGGGACUCCCCAGCAGCGAUCUAUGCCUCCUCCAUCAGCGCCGGCAGCAGGCAACACAAACAACAGGACGACUGCAUCCCCCCAGCAGGCGGCGGCAGCACCUCCUACGCCCAGCCAGAGCAAUAAGGCGGCGCCAAAGAAGAAGGACUCUAAGAGUGCCAAAGACAAGCGAACUGCUGCACAGAAGAAGAACCAAAAUAACAACAACGCCGCUGCUUCUACCGCGGAGAAUGGCGCAGAGCCCGAGACCGCAGCACCGGCAACUCCCAUCACUCCCGUUGUCGCUCCUGGAGGCUUCAAGGCCGGCCAAGCUGGCGGGCCCGCGCCAAAUGCAUCUGCACCGACGGUUACCACCGGCGUGCCAGCUCCCGUUGCUGCGGCCAGUGCGCCGGUACCUCAACCAGCUGCUCCCGUGCCACAACCUGCCCAUAAUGACCUGGUUCAGGGUGGCUCAUUAGGAAUGGAUAACAACUUCGCAAUGCAGGAUUUCGGUGGAAUUGAAUUGAACAACCCUCUUGGCACCACUGACGUCCUCAACGAUUUCGAUUUCGACUCCUUCUUGAAUGAUGGAGAUGGUGGCAAUGAGCCAUUUGACUUCAAUGGAUCAUACCCAGGGAUGGAAGGCGGAGAGAUUGGCGCAGAGUAGAGCGGUUCCUCUCUCCUGUUCAGUGUUUAAGCUGGGUUGGCUGUUUUUUACUAUAUCUUUUUCUAUCAUUGUUUGUCUUCCUGGGUAGUCUCUCUAAUCUGGCAUCAUUCGACAAGGCGUUAGAGUGGAUUAUCUAUAUCAUGGUCAUGUGGCGAUCCGGUUUUUUUCCCAGGGUCUCAUACUCUUGAUGGUUUGAAACGGGAAAA